UCCGCGCCCACGUGAGAUUGCCGGCUGCUUACCAACAUGAACGGGAAAGUCUCCGAGAAGAGUCUUCUGGCAUUGAGCCACCAGGGAAAAGCAGUGGAUUCGCUAAAAGAUUUCUCUCAGAGUGCCAGUGAAGAUGAGGAGGUCAUUGAUGGGGAGAGAAACCACCGAAAGCUCCUGGAGAAGAUUGGAUACCUGGAUGGCAAGAAUAGACAGAGAUUGGCUGAGCGUUCUGAGGCCAGUCUGCAAGUGUCAGAGUUCAAUGUCAGCAAUGAAGGGACUGGGGAGCAGCUGGAUCUUGCUGAGCUGCUUGGCCCCCUCAAGCCUUCCUCCUCACUGGGCACUGUGAAGAAGCAACUGAAAAAAGUCAAAAAGAAAAAGACGGUGGACUUACCUCUUAGCAAAGAGGAGAGGGAACGGAUCCAUAGGGAAGCUGCAUACAACAAAAUCUCCCAAGACAUGACCAAGUGGGAUCCAGUAGUCCUGAAGAACCGAAGGGCAGAACAACUAGUGUUUCCUCUGGAACAGGAUGGAGUCCUAGAUAACUGCAUCGAGGAGGUUCUCGGGGGCUGGAAGGCAAGAACUCCCCUGGAAAAGGAAAUUUUUAACCUCCUGCACCAGAACAAGCAGCCUCUGACUGACCCUUUAUUGACACCAGUAGAAAAGGAGUCCUUAAAAGCCAUGAGCCUAGAGGAGGCCAAGCAGCGCCGAGCAGAGCUCCAAAAAGCCCGGGCCCUGCAGUCCUACUAUGAGGCCAGGGCUCGAAGAGAGAAGAAAAUCAAAAGCAAAAAGUAAGAAG
This is a messenger RNA of Gracilinanus agilis (Agile Gracile Mouse Opossum), 796 nucleotides long. It is a transcript of the gene UTP14A, whose product is annotated as UTP14A small subunit processome component. Gene Ontology annotation, biological process: rRNA processing. Bases 37 to 792 code for a protein of 251 amino acids. Gene Ontology annotation, cellular component: nucleolus; small-subunit processome. The transcript is spliced from 8 exons. The record is from RefSeq and is a predicted model, not a curated record. NCBI's taxonomy places the organism in Eukaryota, Metazoa, Chordata, Mammalia, Didelphimorphia, Didelphidae.